This is a messenger RNA of Knipowitschia caucasica, 1656 nucleotides long. NCBI's taxonomy places the organism in Eukaryota, Metazoa, Chordata, Actinopteri, Gobiiformes, Gobiidae. The record is from the annotation of a GenBank genome assembly.
AUGGUUCUCCUGCGGGGGGUGAGCUGGCUGAAGCAGGCCGUCCUCCGAGCUCCCGUCCUGGGACACAUGUCAGCGGUGGAGCCCCUGUGUGGAGCUGAGCAGCAUGUGUGCGACCCUCACCGCUCCCUCAGUCUGGUCCCACACAGAGACCCACUCGGCCUCCAGACCAGGACCAGGACUAGCGGCUGUAAACCAGCGAGACCCGGUCUGACUCUGAGUCGUGCUCUGAACCAGGACUUGGGGCCGUUAUCUGUGGAGCAGAUCCAGGAGCCGAGAGGGGCCAAGGUCUGCCGACCUCACCAGCAGAAGAUCAGUGAAAAAGCACGAGAGAAGAAGGUUCCUGUGACUCGUCUCGGACGUCUGGUCAACUUUGGAGGUCUGGCAGUGGGACUUGGUGUUGGUGCUCUCACAGAAAUGGCAAAAAAAUCUUUCAAACCAAAACAACAAAGGCAGAAGGCUCCGGUCCUGGACUCCAGCCCGUUCCUGACUGAAGCCAACGCAGAGAGAAUCGUGAGAACUCUGUGUAAAGUGAGAGGAGCCGCUCUGAAGCUGGGACAGGUCCUCAGUAUCCAGGAUGAUGCCUUCAUUAGUCCACAUUUGGCCAAAGUCUUUGAGAGAGUUCGACAGAGCGCAGACUUCAUGCCCACCAAGCAGAUGAUGGCGGUGCUGGUGUCAGAGCUCGGGCCUCACUGGAGGCAGAAGCUCCAACACUUUGAGGAGAAACCUUUCGCUGCGGCUUCGAUUGGACAAGUUCAUCUGGGACGACUUCAGGACGGAAGAGAAGUGGCCAUCAAGGUCCAGUAUCCUGGCGUGGCUCGCAGCAUCAACAGUGACGUCCGGAACAUCAUGGGAGCACUGAGUCUAAUCCGAGCUCUACCUGAAGGUCUGUUCCCGGAGCACCUGGUGGAAGUCCUGAGCCGGGAGCUGGCUCUGGAGUGUGACUACAUCCGAGAGGCCGAGUGCGUCAACAAGUUCAAGGACCUCCUGAAGGACCACCCGUUCUUCUCGGUUCCUGAUGUGAUCCCAGACCUCAGCAGUCGACAGGUUCUGACCCUGACUCUGGUCCCUGGAUUUCCUCUGGACAAAGCCUCCGACCUGGACCAGGAACUCAGGAACCAGAUCUGCUCCCACAUCCUGCGCCUGUGUCUCAGAGAACUGUUUGAGUUUCGCUUCAUGCAAACGGAUCCAAACUGGUCCAACUUCUUCUACGACCCUCGCUCUCACCGGGUGUAUCUGUUGGACUUCGGAGCGUCUCGAGGUUUUGACAAAAGCUUCACAGAUGCGUACAUUGAGGUGAUCAAAGCAGCGGCGGAUCAGGACCGAGACCGAGUCCUGCUCAAGUCCAGAGAGAUGAGGUUUCUCACAGGAUUCGAGACCAAGUCGAUGGAGCGUGCUCACGUAGACGCCGUCAUGAUCCUCGGCGAGGCCUUCUCUUCGUCUGCGCCUUUUGACUUUGGCGCCCAGAGCACGACGGAGCGGAUCCACCGCCUCAUCCCCACAAUGCUCCACCAGAGGCUGACUCCGCCCCCAGAGGAGACCUACUCCCUGCACCGCAAGAUGGGAGGGGCCUUCCUCAUCUGCGCCAAACUCAGGGCCAAGAUCCAGUGCAAGGACAUGUUCCAGAGCACCUACCGGGACUACUGGGGACCUGUGUGA